Messenger RNA from Argentina anserina (silverweed cinquefoil), 615 nucleotides. RefSeq lists its product as uncharacterized. Bases 26 to 517 code for a protein of 163 amino acids. Lineage: Eukaryota; Viridiplantae; Streptophyta; Magnoliopsida; Rosales; Rosaceae. The record is from RefSeq and is a predicted model, not a curated record. The transcript has 4 exons.
UCGAUAUCAUUACAGACAAUAAUCGAUGGGCAAUACCCUGAAGAAAAUUACUCCUGGUGGAGGAACUGAUGAGAAGAAAACUAACGAUCUUAAUAGCAUAAUAAACGAAUCAUACGAGAAGCAUUUCGGAGCUCCAGACAGUCCAAAGUCAGUUAAUGAAGCUGAUUUCUACAGAGCUGUAUGUGAAAUCGUCGAAGAAAUGAACAAGCGGCGUAACAACACACAAUUUUGCGUACCAAGUGAGGAGAUACUCAGCAAGGCAUUCAAUGAAAACCACAUAAAGAAAGAUAGAAAAUUGACGCAGGAAGAGUUCGGAAAAAUUCUGCAACAAGUGAUAAAGGAAACCGGGUUUAGUGGUGUUGGAGCCAAGGACACACUGAUUUACAUCUUCGGGGUUCCCUUAACUGCACUCUUUAUCAAGCAAGCAGUAAUGCCUCAUGCAAUUAAGAAUGACUACUUCAUUCCGGGAAUCACUUCCGCAACUGUCUUUGUGCUUGCCAAACUUAACAAGAUUUGAUUACAGAUUUGCGAUGAAUAUAUGUACCGUAAAUGAUCAACUUACUACUAAUUAAUUGUUGGAUGAAGUCGUAUCAAUAAAUAUUAUACAUGAUUUAC